Molecule: messenger RNA, 501 nt
Organism: Acaulospora colombiana
Lineage: Eukaryota; Fungi; Glomeromycota; Glomeromycetes; Diversisporales; Acaulosporaceae
Source: the annotation of a GenBank genome assembly
AUGAAAACAAAAACACUUAUUUUGGACUUGGACGAAACGCUUAUACAUUCGACUUCCAGGGGAUCACGAGCUGAUGCGCACAUGAUAGAAGUUAUGGUAGAUAAUCACGCUUGCCUGUAUUAUGUUUACAAGAGACCACACGUGGACCAUUUCCUGAAAAAGGUCAGCGAAUGGUAUAAGGUGGUAAUCUUCACAGCCUCUAUGCCAGAAUAUGCCGACCCGGUGAUUGACUGGCUCGAUCCAAACAAAAAUUUGAUAUCGCGAAGAUUUUUUCGCCAGUCUUGCACCAAUCGAAACGGAGCGUACAUCAAGGACCUGACGAUUGUUGAACCCGACCUUUCGAAAGUAUGCAUAGUUGACAAUUCACCGAUCUCCUACUCGAUGCAUCAAGGCUGGAUUAGCGACCAGCGCGAUGAAGCACUAUUAGAUUUGCUACCGUUCCUGGAUGCAUUAAGAUUCACCGAGGACGUGAGAUCCAUACUUUCUUUGCAGAUUUAUUGA